Molecule: messenger RNA, 5361 nt
Organism: Dermacentor silvarum
Lineage: Eukaryota; Metazoa; Arthropoda; Arachnida; Ixodida; Ixodidae
Product: choline O-acetyltransferase
Exons: 10
Coding region: 91-1284 (397 amino acids)
Biological process (GO): acetylcholine biosynthetic process; neuromuscular synaptic transmission
Cellular component (GO): neuron projection; cytoplasm
Molecular function (GO): choline O-acetyltransferase activity
Source: RefSeq, a predicted model, not a curated record
CCGCUCGAAAGCGCCUCAGAAAGCGGCCGGCGGUUCCAGACGGGAGCUUUCUCGCUGUCCAGCCAGGGCGGGUCACGCAGUUGGGAGACAAUGGCCACCUCCCAAAAGGCGUGCAGCGAGCUCGAACGCGCCUUCGUGCCCGCCCUGGCGGCGACGCUGCAGCGCUACCUCGACUCCCUGGUGGCCGUGGUGAGCAGCCCCGCACAGAUGGAGGCCACCCGGCGGAUUGUGCACCAGUUCGAGCACGGCGGCGGCAGCAACACACAGGACGGCAAAGGGAGCCGUGACGCGCUGGGACCGCUGCUCCAGGAAAAGCUCAGGCUCUUCGCCUCAUCACGCGAUAACUGGGUGACCGAGCUGUGGCUGGACGACAUGUACCUGAACAACAGUCAGCCACUUCCUGUAAACUCGUCGCCUUUCUACCUCCUCCCAAAGCAGUGCUUCGCCACUUCCGCGGACCAGGCCAGGUUCGCGGCCCGAUUCAUCGAAUGCGCGGUGCUGUUUAAGAAAAAAAUUGACAGCGGCACCCUGACUCCAGACGUGCAAGGCCGGGGUGGCACUCGGCAACCCCUCUGCAUGCAGACCUACAAGCAUUUCUUCCCGGCCUACAGGAGGCCUGGCCCAACGAAAGACGACCUACUACUCGACACCGCAUCGCAGCACCAGGAUCACGUCAUCGUCGUCUGCCGAGACCAGGUGCCGUCCUCGGUGCACCGCAAACUGGUGUCGACGUACGAGAGCGCGUCCCUACGCAAGUUCUACCUGGGCCGCGUAGACAACAUCCGUGCCGCCACAGCGCAGGCGCUCGCCUGGGUGCAGGCCAUGUGCGACGCCGUGCCAGCCACGGAAGAAGACAAGAUCCAACUCUUCCUGGAGGCAGUGGCCAAAGGGACUGAAAUACUAACAUACACGGUGAACGGCGAAGGACCAGACAACCACUUACUGGGACUACGGGAAAUGGCCAGGCUGCAUGAAACGCCGGCGCCCAUCUUCAACGACAAGUCGUACGCCGACUUCCUCCACUUCAGGCUGUCCACGAGCCAGCUGGCCACGGACAAGGCCAUCCUGGUGGGCUACGGCGCCGUGGUGCCGGACGGCUACGGCUGCGCCUACAACAUCGGCGCCGACCAGGUCUCGUACUGCGUCUCCUCCUUCUUCAGCUCUCCGGAGACGUCGUCCGACUUCUUCGCCCUCAGCCUCGAGGGCAGCUUGCUGCAGAUGCGAGAGCUCUGCCUCAAGCGGGCAACGCAGCUCAACAUGGCGCCGCCUCCGGCGCGCAGUUAGUGCGCGCUGCCCGUGGGCAACGAAUGUCUUAUACCGUUCCGCCUUCUUCUCUGCCCCAGCCCCCGAUGGCACGCAUAACACAUGGUUUGUACUACGAUCCACGUUGGCGAGGUUCGCCAAGGCAUUCGCCCUUUCUUAGAGCGUCCUAUACGACCCCAAUAUACCGUCUGUCGCUCAUACAAUUUAAACCUCGAAAAUCGCUGGAAGUGACGAGUGUUCGCUAAGUUGAGUCAUUUGUCAUUUCGCCCCACCCAUGCAACAUCAAGGGCUCUCGUUUUUUUUUUUUUUUUUAACAAAAGAAGUAUAAAAAAAGUGCGUCCGCUUCGUGCUGUCGUCAGAUGCGACUCUUUCGAGUGAUCUUUUCAUCCGUUACAUAAGCGACAGUAUUAUUCUACAAGGCUGAAAUGAAACGCGAAGUGGUGGUUUGGAACGCAAAUGGCACGUUGUGUGAAAUUAUAUCGAUUCUGGUUACUGCAACUGCGUUCGAAAUGGCCUCUUCACGUCAAAAUCUGAAUCAUGCCAGUUGCUUAUAUAGUAGAUGACCGUAGAAACACGAUGUGACAUGCGUCCUCGUUCAUAUAAACUGCUCGUGUUCAUUUUGGUCCUGUAGCGUAUACGUUGAAGUCGCUCGUUCACAAAAUGGGACCGCAUCCUGGUGCAUGCUAUCUGCCACGCAGCUUGUGGCUAUCCCACUCGCCAUGCGUGUGGGUAGCCUGUAACACCUUUCGCGCCACGCUCUUACACUCGACCAAUCAAGAGUUUAAUUAUGUAGCCUACCCACGAGGGCACUAAGCAGCGGUGCCACUGGCACAGAGAUGCAAAGUGCCCUUUUCAUAAAACGAGGGUUGCGCAUGCAUAUUUCUUGUGACUAGCGAAGUGUGCGUUUCCUUGCGAAGGCAACUUUACGUGAAAAAGGGUUCUAUAGGAGCCACGAAUACACUCACUCCCGCCCUUCACACCGCAAAGCAGGGUUCCUUCUUGCGAAACAAAAAUGAGCUUAACGUUUUGUACUUCAUCAAAUAACGUGAUGAUAACGAAAUCAACACGGAGUGUGCUUUGGCGUGGAAGCAUGCAGCUUGUUUUUAGGCUUCGUACUACGAGAUGAGAAAACUGGACAAGUUGGCACGGAUUUGUGAUGGAACUAUCAGCGUGGUAAAUCUGGGUACGAAGACGGCUGGCACAGCACAACUGCGUCACUCGCCUUCUUCGUCGUCCUUACGGUGCUGCUAGUUCUUUCAUUAUUCCAGGCCAUGUACGGAGGUAUGGGUGGCAAGUUUCGCUUGCUUUAGUGUUUGCAGCUGGUUUGGAUUCUGAGUAUAACUGCGGGAGGGGAAAAUGGAAGAGUUGUUGGUAGUACGUGUAUAGCGACCUCCGAGCCAGUACGAACGCAUACAUACGUCUCGAAACACACAAAAGAGGAAACAGUUUGGUGUACCUGUUCCCAUAGCUUCAAAAGCCCGAGCAAAAGUCACUCGGUUAUGUCGUUCAGCUGCAAAGGCGAAGCCAAACUGGAGAAGCCAGACAGGCCACUGGCGGGAGUUCUUCGCAUGCUUCACUGUUGGAGGAAUCGGCCUCCUUGAUAACGACCUUCCCGCGAGAAUGGAGGCCGCCAUGCAGCUACCUGUAUUCGCUGCUGAGAACAUUUAGCACAACGGCUGCAUUAACAAACCGGCUACUCUCAACUCCUGUGGAGCAAAGCAGAAUACGCGAAACGGUGCUGUGAACAAAAAUAUUGGAGGGCAGUUGCUACUCUCAGAAAGAAAACGAUGGCAGGUAACUGAAGUGUUUAAAAUGCGAGCUCUAAUCACUGCCUGUGAAAGCGCUGCAGGCUUUGUAUCACUCUGGCGGGAACUUGCACACGUCUGGCAUGCGCGUGCAACGUGUGAACAAAAGCAAAAUAAAAGUGUAGAAAAAAAGAGAACAGUACGAGAGAAAUUAAAAUCACUAGCAUAGCAGCAUGUCCUACUCGGAGAGACUAGUACCGCCACCAUACAAGUAGAGUCCAGACCUUAUGACUUCACAGGCAAGCCUUAAUAAGAAGCUGCAGCGACUAGACGAGCCAUUCUCGUAUAGUGAUGGAACAAGCGGUGUCGUUGUUUAUUGUUGAACUAUACGUUACUUUGUUGCUUCUUCCCAAGUGACAGUUUGCGUACUGCUUGUUAUUUGUUUCCCCGUAUCAUACAGGGAGGUUGUGAGAUAGUGUUGUUAAGCGUCCGCCGUGUUUUCCUUGUGACCUAGUGGUUUCCUCGCCACUUCAGCGAAGUGACGUCACCGGUUGAUAUACGCGUCAUUUCUCAAAUUUACUUCGUCCACGACGACAGACUUGUUGGUUUCUGUAUCCUUUGUUUCGAGAUACUUUUACCCCGUUAUAGUUGACAAGUCUUGCAUGCGUGUACCGAAGUGCAUCCACAAGCGUUAAUCCGCCUUGAAUAUCCUUCCUCGGAAGCCGUUCUUUCAGCCACUUAGCUGGGCUGCACAUUUUGAAAACACCCGGCUCCUGAGUAAGCUGACACAGUCUCUAUUUGAAACGUACCUAUAAAUACGAAUCUAGACAGAAUAAAAUCACUCGCAAGCAGUCCAAAGUUUGUUGGAAGCAAACCUCCCUUCUGUGUGAGAGGCGCAGCAAUACCUAGGGCAGUACGCUCCAAAAAAAGGAAAUAUCCGAAGUUUAUACAGCACGCUUAUGUGCUCACAUAUCACAGCCGUCAGGUGUGAAACAGACAAUUACCUAAGACAGCACCAGACGCAUUCUUUUUUCUUAGUUUUUUUUCUCACUUUUUGUGCUACUUGCCCAUUCGUUCGAAGCAUUAAAUUGCAGUUCCUUAUCGCAUAGAGGAACUGUGGCGGUAUUUUAUUUUUCGUAGUCCAAAAGUCUCUGGAGCCAUUUUUUUCUCCUAUAGCAAACUCGUCCUAUAGCAAAAGUGAGACGAUUUUAGCUGAAAAAGAGAUAAUUAACCCCGCAGGCAUUCGCAUUUAUUUAUUUGCUCACUAUCUGGCACCUGUCCAAACUGUCUCAAGUAUCGCCUUGCUGUGUAGCCUCAAGGCAUCACAUGUGAGGACGGUCGUUUCCUUUCAAUUCUUCUGCUUCUUAGUAAUUAAAGCGGCUCGCAAUGGUAUGUUAUUAUUUUCAUAGCUGUUGAAGAGGAAUAGUAAACGAAGCAACGUGUAUAUACUAUAGUGAUACUCUAUGAGCAACGGGGACGGAAUAGCUAUCUAAUCCGCGUCAGAACUCCGAAAAGUAAAUCUAUUCGCCACGUUGUUGUUCUACAUGCAGUGUCAUACAUACCACCUCAUAAACGGCUUCUCCGUAAUGGUCAGAUCUGGUCUGUGUGAAUGCGCCAGAGGCAACGCCGACUGUGCUUUGCCCCACGUACCUCGUAAGCCGUGGGCAACACUGCCGAAAAGAAAAUAACAGAUAGGGCAUUGCUGGACAUCGCGGUCACAUCUCAACCAUAGAAUGAAGCUAUUAAACGAGACUCGUACAACAACACUCAUUGACUAGAAGACAAAACAACCCCUAAAUGGUAAGACAAUCACAAGAUUGUGGCAUUACAGCCAGCUAUCUUAAUUCAUAUUUCAAGAUUCCGUGCGCACCUUCUAUGUCCACGCAGACCUAAAAUUUGUGACGGAGGAGGCGAGAAAAAAAAAAGGGGGGGGGGGGGAAUACUAAUCUGUUGAGGAACUAAAGAAAGGUAUACCAGAUGUGAAAGCAAAGAAAUAACUGAAGCAAGACGAAUACAAUAUAUGCAUGACAAUUCUUCUUUUUUUUAUCUUUUACGCAAAAUCGUUCUUUGUAAUGGCAUACCAGCACGUGUGUGAAUAGACAGUGCACUUGGAGUUCUGAUGUGCUGAAAAUUGUGCGAAGAGCUUUCAUUUCGGAAGCGAGCUGCUCACACGGCAAUCUGGAGUUGCAGAAUUGUGUGGGCUCGAUCGCCAGAUACACGAGUGCACCCACAAGAUGGCUGCCGAUAGCGCUCCUCCUCACACAUAUCAGUGCUCCUCCUUGAUCCACAGCUAGCCUACAAUGCCGCUUACCGCUUAAUAAAGAUUGGCACGUUUAUAUGAGAACAUUCGUCA